AUGGCAUUAAGGAGCGCGUGGUGGAUGCAGCCUCCAUCCUCUGCUCCCGAUCCUACGACCCAACCAGCCCUUCCGCUCCAGUUCUGUCAUAGAAAUUGGCCUUGGAAUCAAAUUGCUCACGACACUUACCAUUACAGCCAGCCAGCUGUUGCAAAAGGAGCCCGUUUGCCUCGCAGGUUUUCGUUCUAUAAGUCUGUAGGGACCGUGGCAGAGCUGGUAAUAUUCUUGAACGAGGAUCUCUGCGGCGAAGCAAUCCAAGCCUUAGGGUUUUACCUAAAGAUUUCGCCAUACUUCUUUAAUUUUAGCUAUGGAAUGCUCAAUACUGGAACUCUGGCUGACCCAGCCUUCUUCUUCUCGCUCCAAGUUAUGGAUAGAUAUAGUCUGUCCCAAACUCCUUCUGAGGCUAAACGACUUGCUGGGUCUCCAGAAGCCCGCUUUCGUAACAUGGAUGGAGAUCUUAUGACACACACAUGGCGUGUGACUCGGAUUACACUAAUCCUUAAGAGUACAGAGGAAAACAAUUGUUCUGGACUGCUUGAUCUAGACCCCCUGGACGUCGCGAUAGCGGAUGGUCUGAAAGUACUGAUGACGAGACAUGAAGAGAUAAUUAUUGGCAGCGCUGAGGGAUCCAGUCAAUUAGCACGAAUCUCAUCGAUCGUGAUGUACAUAGUCACAUUCAAUUGGUAUACAUUUCUCGCCGAGGCUGAAAUGCAUUUAGAAGCCUUGGGGAUGAAAUGUAUGGAUGAAGCCCUUACUUCAACCGAGCAACUCCAAUACACACGCGAACUACAUCGACUGUCUCCACUCUGGGUGCAGGUGCGCCGGCGACUAGUAGCCGCUAUGGAUCUUACUUACUACAUGAUUGGGCACCCUUUAUUCAAUCCAGAUCUAUCCGUGAAUGGGCCAUGCGAACUUUUUCUAAGAAAACAAAUCAAGAUUCUGGAAGAUUACACAUCACGAUGUAACCAACUAUCCGAUGAAACGAAGACACUCAUCAGCUUAAUCUUCAAUAUUGCUACUGUGCAAGACACACGAGCUGCGAUUGAGGAAAGCAAGGCGGCAAAUGCUUUCGCGGCCAGCAUUCGGCGUAUCACGGUUCUGACAUUUGUCUAUCUUCCCUUAACACUGGCAGCGAUAACAGGAGAAGAGACUCACCCCGCGAUAUGGAUUUACAUCGUCGUUGCCAUGGUCUUGUUAGCAGGCACUUUUGCCGCAUGGUUUCUCUGGUCUCAGAUGCUGUCCAGUUUGGAAAGACGACAAAAGUUAAACGACCUGCUCAAGACUAAGAAUGGCAACGCUUCCACUGCGUGAAUAAUUGCCUACCUCCUUUCCUUUUGGAGAUUUUCGUCGCCUUUCCGAAUUGGCACUUGUAUCUCUUUGCUUCAACCUCAGAGGCCUUACAACUCUACUUCCGUGAUGUUUCGAGUGUUAUAAAUGAGAAGAGCGAGAGGAAAGACCCUUCGCGUAGGUGCCUCGAAGGGGAGCCCUAUCACUCCCCCCAGCAGCUAGGAGAAGUGGAAAGAAGCUUUCAUUCACUGCGAGGGGAGAUGAAGGGUUUAUGUACGUAGUGAGAAGGAAGCUUGAAGAUGGCCUCGUGGCUGAAGAGUGGGGACAGUGAAGACGGAUUAUUUGCUUAAAUAAUGGUGCUAUGGUAAGCUUGCAAAAAAAAC
Molecule: messenger RNA, 1670 nt
Organism: Lindgomyces ingoldianus
Lineage: Eukaryota; Fungi; Ascomycota; Dothideomycetes; Pleosporales; Lindgomycetaceae
Exons: 6
Coding region: 1-1311 (436 amino acids)
Source: RefSeq, a predicted model, not a curated record